Molecule: messenger RNA, 1898 nt
Organism: Thlaspi arvense
Lineage: Eukaryota; Viridiplantae; Streptophyta; Magnoliopsida; Brassicales; Brassicaceae
Source: the annotation of a GenBank genome assembly
AAAAAAAGAAAAAAGCGAAGAAUGUGAUUGGUCUUCUCUUUGCCAUUGUAAAACGAGAGAAGCGUCUCUCCGCCGCAGAUACAAUUAUAUAUAUAGAGAGAGAGAGAGUAGAGAGAGUAGAGAGAGAAACAAGUUUGUAUUUGUUCUUUCGAGGUUUCUGGGUUUUGGACAGCAGAGGGAGGGAAAGGAAGGGGAGGGAAAAGUAAAAGCUUAAGCCUUUCUCUCUGUUUCUCUCUCUCUCUCUCGCUCUUCUGUUUCCUGGAAAAUCAAUUUCGUUGAAGAGUAUUGCAUCUGGACGCAUCUCCGUCUCUUCUGAUAACAUUGGCGGAACUACCAAGUCUGAGAGGUUUGCUUUUGAUGAGAGCUCACGAGAAACUGUUGCAAUCGUAGAGAUUCCAGAGAGUAACCAAGAGAUGAGGAACAGAGAUGACAAGGAUACAGAAGUUGGAAUCAUCAAUUGCAAUAAAACAGAAUCUGGACAGAUUAUUACCACUAGAAGAAAAUGUGUAAAUGAGCAAAAAGACAAGACAAUCUCCUACAGAGCGGAGAAUGUUAUUGGUACAGGUUCUUUUGGUGUUGUCUUUGAGGCAAAGUGUAUGGAGACAGGAGAACAAGUAGCUAUAAAGAAAGUGUUACAAGACAAGAGAUUCAAGAACAGGGAGCUUCAGAUUAUGAGAAUGCUUGAGCAUCCUAACGUUGUGGAGCUUAAGCAUUCUUUCUUCUCCAGAACAACCGAUAAAGUAGAAGAAGAGCUCUAUCUCAACCUUGUUUUGGAAUAUGUACCCGAGACUAUUUACCGUGCUUCCAGACAUUACACCAAGAUGAAUCUUCAUAUGCCUUUGAUUUAUGUUCAGCUUUACACUUAUCAGAUUUGCCGCGCCAUGAAUUACCUGCAUCGAGCUGUAGGAGUGUGUCACCGUGACAUCAAGCCUCAAAAUGUAUUGGUUAAUACAACUACACAUGAGCUAAAGAUUUGUGAUUUCGGAAGUGCCAAAAUGUUGGUUCCAGGAGAGCCUAACAUAUCAUAUAUAUGUUCACGGUAUUACAGAGCUCCCGAACUCAUAUUUGGAGCAACUGAAUAUACAGACGCGAUCGAUAUGUGGUCUGUAGGUUGUGUCAUGGCUGAACUUCUUCUUGGACAGCCUAUAUUCCCUGGAGAGAGCAGUGUUGAUCAAUUGGUAGAGAUCAUUAAGGUUUUGGGAACACCAACUAGAGAAGAGAUAAAGAAUAUGAAUCCUCGUUACAAUGAAUUCAAGUUCCCUCAAAUCAAAGCUCAGCCAUGGCACAAGAUAUUCCGUAGAGAGGUGACUGCAGAGGCCAUGGAUCUUGCCUCAAGGCUCCUCCAGUAUUCACCAAAUCUAAGAUGCACAGCGCUUGAAGCAUGUGCGCAUCCGUUCUUCGAUGAUCUUAGAGACCCAAGAGCAUGUUUGCCAAACGGAAGAGCAUUGCCUCGGUUGUUUGAUUUCACAGCUCAAGAACUGUGUGGUGCAUCAGUUGAAUUGCGCCAUCGCUUGAUCCCGGAGCACGCAAGGAAAUCAGUAGGUUCGUUUUAAAAUUUAGGAACAACAAGAAAGUUUUGGAUACUCUGAAGCAAAUCACACAGGGAUUCAUGAGAUGGAAAACAAAACAAGUAGUCUGCUUUCAAAGUUUGGAUCCGGAGUUGUAGUUUAUGUGAUUGUUUUAUUCAAGGAGCCGAAAAUUUUGUUGUUUGUCUGAUUUCGUCUUCUGUGUAUAGCAAUUUUUUUUUAAUGGCUGGCUAUAAACCCAUCACUGAACUCUCUGAAACCAUGUAUAAUUUUUGACAAUCAGGUUCUUUUGUUACCCAUGGAAAUGCAAAAGUUUAUGAUUUUUUUUGUUAAGUGAUGAAAAAAGCAGCUGAAAUAUCUCAGAAUGAUAAA